Molecule: messenger RNA, 2634 nt
Organism: Neoarthrinium moseri
Lineage: Eukaryota; Fungi; Ascomycota; Sordariomycetes; Amphisphaeriales; Apiosporaceae
Exons: 3
Coding region: 1-2634 (877 amino acids)
Biological process (GO): transmembrane transport
Molecular function (GO): oligopeptide transmembrane transporter activity
Source: RefSeq, a predicted model, not a curated record
AUGGCCGGCAAUAUCGAAGUGGUCGACGACAACAGGGUGGAGGUGGCUCCGGGCAAAACUGAUCCGGAGAAGAUGCCGGCUGGAGCCACCACCGAGAGGAUCGGCGACCAAAUUUCCCAUGAGAUGCUAGAGGAGUUAGCACCCAAUGGCGAAACUGACUAUAUCCUCGAGAAGAUCAACAGUAUGACCGAGGAAGAGGCACUGGACAUUAUUCACGAGUCUGUGAAGUUUCACGCCGAUGACUGGAACUUCCCUUCGGAAAUGCGAGAUCGUAUGAAGAGGCUCCUCGAAGGGCCGAAAGUCUACGGCGACUUCUGGGAACGUGACCUGCGAAUCGACGCCGUCCUGAUGCGGUACUCAUCACCGUACCCCGGGGUUCGUGCUGUUGCAGAACACACCGAUGACACCCAUGUUCCCAUUGAGACCUUUCGGGCUUAUUUUCUAGGGAUAGGAUGGGCCGUAAUUGGUACAUUCAUGUCGACAUUCUUCAACAGUCGAUUUCCGUCUAUCAGCUUGAAUGGCUCGGUCAUCCAGAUCCUGCUAUACCCUUGUGCCAAAGUUCUUGAAAGAGUGCUACCAGACUGGGGGAUCACUGUGUUUGGGGUUCGGCAUUCGCUUAAUCCUGGCCCUUGGACCUUCAAAGAACAGAUGUUUUCCACCAUCACGUACAAUAUUGCGAUUUAUACCACCAACAGCUACGGGAUGAUCCUUGUCCAGAAGUCGCCUGUCUACUACGGCCAAACCUUUGUCACGUUCGGAUAUCAACUGAUGCUCACCUUGUUCGUUCAGCUCAUGGGCAUGGGAUUUGCGGGCUAUCUCAGACGUUUCAGUGUAUAUCCCAUCAAGGCGCUCUGGCCGACUGUGCUGCCCAUCAUCGCCAUGAACAGGGCUUUGACCCGUACGGAGCCCAAGGAGAACAUUUACGGCUGGACCAUCUCCCGCUACAGAUUCUUCUACAUCUGCACGAUCUCGAUGUUUGUCUACUACUGGUUCCCAGGCUACCUGUUUACCGCCUUGUCCACGUUCAACUGGAUGACAUGGAUCGCGCCUCAAAAUGUUACGCUGGCUAUUCUCACGGGGUCUUCCCUUGGUCUUGGACUAUUCAACCCAAUUACGACCUUCGACUGGAACGUGGCGACUUCGUCGUACGCCGCUCUGGCGCAGCCCUUCUUUGCUACGUGCACGAUGUAUUUCGGUAGCAUACUCGGGGGGCUGAUUAUACUGGGCAUCUACUACUCAAACAUGUACAACACGGCCUAUUUGCCGAUCAACUCGUCCUCAGCGUUCGCAAACAAUGGCACAGCAUAUCAGGUCCAGAAGGUUGUGAUAAACAACAAACUCAAUGAGACGCUGUAUCAGGAGUACUCACCCCCUUUCUACUCGGCCGGGUAUGUGUUGACGGUUGGGGCCAACUUUGCCUUUUAUCCCGUCUACUUCCUGUACAUCAUGUUCAACCAGUGGACGACGAUGAGACAAGCAUACAUCGACUUCUACCAGGGGCUACGCCGUGGCAAGGGCAACUUCGAAGGCGCCAUGGACAUCCAUAACCGGCUGAUGUCCAAGUAUCCAGAGGUGCCCGACUGGUGGUUUCUCCUGAUCCUGGUGGGGGCGAUUGUGGUGUCGGUCGUCUUUCUGAGCAUCUAUCCGCUGGACACGCCGGUCUGGCUGGUCUUCCUCAUGAUCGGGAUCAACCUGGUCUUUGCCGUCCCGCUUUCGUUUCUGUCGGCCACGACGGGAACCAACCUGGGGCUGGGAUCGCUGAUCCAGGUAAUCACGGGGUUCAUCCUCCCCGGCAACCCCAACGCGUUCCUGUUCGCCCAGACGCUGGGCUCGUGGGCACUCGCGGGCUACGGGGACAACUAUGUGCAGGACCAGAAGAUGGCGCACUACUGCAAGAUCGCGCCGCGAGCCGUGUUCCGCAGCCAGAUUGGGACCAUUAUCAUCACGUGCUUCGUCGCGGUGGGCACGCAGGACUUCAUCAUGAACAACGUCAAGGGCCUGUGCACGCCCGACCAGCCGAGCAAGUUCACCUGCGCCAACGAUGGGGCGCCCCUAUACGCCAGCUCGCUCAUGUGGGGGCUUCUGGGGUCUCAGCGCAUGUUCAACACGCUGUACCCGUUGUUCAAGUGGUGCUUCCUGAUCGGCACGCUCAUUGCCCUCGUGUUCCUGUUUGCGCAGGGCCUCGGGCCUAAAUACCUGCCUGGCGUACGGGAGAGACUGCGCGUCAAGCUGAAGCCGAACACGUUUGCGCUGCUGGACCGGACGUUGUUUCCAUUUGUAGCAUCGCUGCUCUGGCUGAACCCUAUCCUCAUCAUCCAGGGCAUCCAGCACUGGGCUCCGUCGAACCUGUCGUACAAGACGCCGGGUUUCAUCCUGUCGUUCAUCUUCAUGUAUUGGCUGCCCAAGCACAGGUUGGCGUGGUGGGAGAAGUACAACUAUGUGCUGUCAGCUGCUCUCACGGCCGGGGUCGCCAUCAGCGCGCUGAUCAAGUUCUUCGCGGUCGACUAUAACCCGGUGAGCUUGAAGUGGUGGGGCAACACAGUCAGCUCGGCUGGUGUAGAUGGGUCUAGCAUUGGGAUUCUGCCCAUCCCGGCGAGGGGCUACUUUGGCCCAGAAAGGGGGUCCCUGCCGUAG